GUCAAAAUCGCAAUCCCCACACAACACCAACACCCCAUAGUGCGCGCGCCUUACGAGCUCACCUCACACACAGCAAAAAGCUCUCGCCUUUCUCUCUGGUAGCUUCGCCUUGCUCUCCAGCUUCUGCUUUUGCUGCCGCCCAUGGCCGAUCCGGCCGCCGAGGAGACCGUCCCCGCGCCGCCGCCAACCCCGGCGGUCGACCCCGCCGAGGGUGCCUCGGACGCGCCGCAGCCGGUCGAGCUGCCCGCCGACACCGCCGCCGCCUCGCCGGAGAAGGUGUCGUCGCCACCACCGGAGCCGGCGCCGGCGGUGAGGAGCCGGGGGUUCAGGCUGCUCGGGGAGGACACCUCCGUGCACAAGGCUCUUGGGGGCGGUAAAACUGCUGAUGUACUAUUAUGGAAAGACAAGAAGACAUCCGCUGUAGUGAUUGGUGGUGCAACUGUCAUAUGGAUCUUGUUUGAAGUGCUUGAUUACCAUCUCUUGACUCUGCUUUCCCAUGUGAUGAUUGGUGCCUUGGCCAUCUUGUUCCUGUGGUCAAAAGCUACCACAUUUAUCAAGAAGAGUCCACCAGAUAUUCCUGUAGUACAGAUACCUGAAGAUGUCGCCGUGAACGUGUCACGAGCAUUACGCAGUGACAUAAACAGAGCACUUCACCUGUUUCGGGAGAUCGCGUUGGGGCAUGACCUAAAGAAGUUUCUGGGCGUGAUUGUUGCUCUCUGGGUUCUCUCAGAAGUAGGAAGCUGCUGCGACUUCCUCACCUUGAUAUAUGUUGCCGUCCUGAUGCUCCACACGGUGCCGAUCUUGUAUGACAAGUACCAGGAUAAGGUCGACCACUUUGCUGGAAGGGCUCACUCUGAGGCCUGCAAGCACUAUGAGGUGCUGGAUGCCAAGGUUUUGAGCAAGAUACCCAGGGGCCCGGUGAAGCCAAAGAAGAACUAGAAUAAGUUGCGCAAGGGGACUCGAUUCGGAAGGGUGGCGUCUUUUGUCGGGUUUGCGAGUUCUCAGGUGUACCCAACUGCGUCGCGUCCUACUGACGGUAGCAGCUGAAUGUUCGUUCUGCUUGAUGGGUGGUUUGCUGGCUUCGCUGCUGUGUGCUUCAGUGAUGCCAGUUCAUGUUCAUUCUAUCUUGAAGCCUGUAUCUAAAAUAUCUAAACGUGACUGAAUGCUACGUUUCUGCUACUGAAGCUGCCUGUAGAUAUCCGUGAUAAAACAUGAUAAACCCUUGUUCAUGAUAUUCGUGUUGUUCGGUAUGUU
This is a messenger RNA of Oryza sativa Japonica Group (Japanese rice), 1254 nucleotides long. Its product is annotated as reticulon-like protein B2. The record is from RefSeq and is a predicted model, not a curated record. Lineage: Eukaryota; Viridiplantae; Streptophyta; Magnoliopsida; Poales; Poaceae.